Messenger RNA from Alternaria triticimaculans, 1362 nucleotides. RefSeq lists its product as uncharacterized. The transcript has 2 exons. Gene Ontology annotation, biological process: transmembrane transport. Gene Ontology annotation, cellular component: membrane. The record is from RefSeq and is a predicted model, not a curated record. Lineage: Eukaryota; Fungi; Ascomycota; Dothideomycetes; Pleosporales; Pleosporaceae. Gene Ontology annotation, molecular function: transmembrane transporter activity. Bases 1 to 1362 code for a protein of 453 amino acids.
AUGGAUAUAAAACGUCCCUAUGACGAAGGAACGAAACGACCCUACCAAGACGAGGUGAUACCGACCACGCAUGCAACUACUUUCAAGCAACCGCUUCUCCACAACGCCUACGCAUACCUCUGCAUUGCGCUUUUGUUCGUCAACUACUUCCUCGCGCAAUACGAUAAAUUCAUUCUAUCAUACUUCCAGACUUCUGUGUUAGCAGAUCUCUCGUUGAGCUCGACCCAAUAUGGCCUGCUCUCAGGCUACGCAACAGGCAUUGUCUACGCCAUACUCGCUCUCCCCAUCGCUUUCCUGUCAGACUAUACAUCUGCUCGCGUAUGGGUUCUGUCCGUUACAGCGGCAUGGUGGAGCUUAUGCGUCAUCUUCCAGUCUCUAGCAAACAACUUCGGACAGCUAUUCUGUGCAAGACUUGGAAUGGGUAUCGGACAGGCAAGUGUGGAGGCACUAUCCAUCAGUCUCAUCAGCGACCUGGUGGGAUGGAGAAACGUGUUCAUCGGAGAGAGUGUACUCUAUGUUGGAGUAUACAUUGGCGAAGCCAUCAGUGGCCAGAUUGCAACCGCGUUUACGGAAACCGGCACGAGUUGGCGCAUAGCUUUACGAGCAAUCGGUAUCACGGGAUGCGUUGUAGCGGUGCUAUUGAGACUCGUCCUACGGGAACCAAAGAGAAGAGAAAGCCUGGUUCAAAUGCACGCACGCCAUCACAGCAACAGCAUAGACGAGGAUUUCGCCGAUAUACCACCGCACAUCCAAGGUACAUCGAGGAUGAAAGCAGCAACGUCUGAUCUGCAUGCUACUUUUACGUACAUCCUCCGCAUGAACUCCUUCUGGCUCCUCGUUCUCUCCGCCGGCUUCCGUCAGUUGAGCGGCAACGUCUUCGGAUACUACAUGCCCAGCUAUCUCGGCGAUACAUAUCCUUCGCAUACCGAAAUUUUCUCACGUUACGGCAUCAUCGUCGGCGUCGUCGGGUCAGUCGCGGUACUCAGUGGCGGCAUCAUGACCUCGGUACUAUGGCCACGUACGAAACUAACGCCUGUCUAUCUGACCGGCAUUGGAGGCAUGAUCAGCUCGCUUUUCGUUCUCCUCAUGAUCUUCUCGCGCGAUAUUGCCAAUGGUUCGGAAGACCGAGGCAUCAAGAUUCUCUACGGCGUGAUGAGUCUUGCUUAUCUCACUGCAGAACUCUGGCUGGGCUGUCUUUUCGCGCUCAUUGCGCUGCUUCUUCCUCCGCGUUAUAAGACAUUUGGACUUGCUAUCUGGGGUAGUGUGCAAGUUCUGAUUUACUCUUCAGGGCCUCAGAUCAUUGGCCUGUCGCUGAUGGAUGAGGAGACAACGAGUGAAAGCUACAGAAGGGUUGAGUCGUAG